ACGGGCAUUACAUUUCAGAAGUAAGCUUAUAAAACUCAACAUGUCUACAAAUUUUGGCUCAAAGGAUGGAAUCCUCAUUCGGAUCAUGACUGUGGAUGACUACAAACUGGUGAAGAUCUUCAUGAGAGAACAUUUCUUCAUUGGGAAUCCGAUGAACGACGCUUGCGACGAAGAUGUCCAGAAGUGCAAUGAGAAGGAAAACGAUGAAUACCACAUAGAUAUGAUAAAGCAGAACACAUCUCUAUUGGCUGUCAAGGAUGACGACGAAGAACAAAUCGUUGGUUUUGUUCUAGCCGGUGCUCAAGUGCCGAGUGAUUUGGAGAAGAGUCGCAAAGAGGCAGACGAAUUGGAAGAAAAUGCCUGGAAACGCAUUGCAGUGUUUAAUUCGUUGAUUGAAAGAGAAGCGAAUGUCUUUAAGCACUACGGAGUCUCUGAGGUACUCUACUCCCACAUAACCACUGUUCACACCUCGAUGCGGGGCAAGGGACUUGGUGCACGAUUAGCUAAAGCCUUGAUGGAACUGGGUCGCUCCAAGGGCUUUCCUGCAAUGGCAGCUUCAUGCUCCAGCUACUAUUCAGCUCGACAAAAGCAGGCGUUGGGCAUGGAGUGCAUUUAUAGUCACGCCUAUGAUGACUACAAAGAUAUUAACGGCAAUGUAGUCUUUAAAACUCAAGCUCCUAACACUCAUGUUCGUUUUCUGGCCAUGAGAUUGUGAUUUGUUUAUUCUUAUUAGUAUUAAGAUUGGCAAGUUUAAUCAAAUAGUUUAAAAUACACUACACUACUACUAGAAAAUACGUUGAUAAUAAAAAU
Drosophila nasuta is the source of this 810-nucleotide messenger RNA. Its product is annotated as arylalkylamine N-acetyltransferase-like 2. The record is from RefSeq and is a predicted model, not a curated record. The transcript has a single exon. NCBI's taxonomy places the organism in Eukaryota, Metazoa, Arthropoda, Insecta, Diptera, Drosophilidae. The coding region runs from base 41 to 715 and encodes 224 amino acids. Gene Ontology annotation, molecular function: N-acetyltransferase activity.